AGCAUUGGAGCCAUAUUGAAUGUGGAAAACGUCAUAAAAUGUAUUCUAUUUAAGAAAGAGACGGUAGAUUGUUUUCUCGAUAGUAUGUUUUAUUCAGAAAUAGCAAUUUCCAACAGUAUUGUCGUUGCUCGACACGCUCAUUAUUGUUAAAAUAACCGCAAAUAGUUCUGAGAAAGGUGCAUUUUAUUUUUGAAGAAAAAAAGCAAAUAGAACCGGUUUUGCAUUGCAGAGGUCGAUUAUUAAAAAUGACUUCAACAUCGAUCAACGUUGGUAUUGGCGAGGGUACAAGGGUGUCUAGUCGGGUACUACGCCCUCCAGGCGGUGGGCACACAGACAUCUUUAGCGGAGAGCCUGAACCUCCACGAGGAAGACGUCUGGUUCCUGCUGCCUCUGGUGCUAUGUUUGGUCACGGUGACGAUACUAAAUCAAUAAUAGGUGCUCAAACUCCAACCCAAAACGGAGCUUCCGUAACUUCGGAACCCGCACCACAGCCUGAAGUGCCUCAACCUGCAGCGCCACAACCUGCAGCGCCACAACCUGCACAAUUCGAACCUGUUCCGGCUGCUGAACCUGUUGCGGUUGCUGAACCUGUUGUUGCUAACCCAGCCAAGGCAUCGAAGCCUGCUACCCCAGCGGUGACCCCUACUGAACAGACUAAAGCUGAACCCCCUAAAAGAGUCCGCGUUCCCCCCGGCGGCUUUUCUUCAGGCCUUUGGUAAAUGCUGAGAACGCUGGGACCGCGCAAUGUGCCUUAGUUUUAUGUUGUCUAUCUCGUCUAUUGUUUGAUUGUGAAGCUGUCAAAUUUUAAGCUGACUUGUAGAUUAGGGCUACUGCGUGAAUAAAUUUUUACACUAGUGCGUGCGCGCCUAAAUCCUGCAAAUUGUUUGUUUCAAAUUUAAAAAUAUGUUGUCAUUUACAUUGUUGAGUUAUUGAGGGUAUUUCAAUAAGUUGUUUCGUCUACCCUCAAAUUUGGCAGCUCAUGUAUGUCGAAGGCAUUUUAGUGUAUGAUAAGCCUCUCAAAUGGGCUGUGGGUUUUUAGUAGUGUGGGAUAGGCUAACUUACGCAUCUGCUGGAUUUUGGUCCCGCGCUUUGUCAGCUUUGUAAAUCCUCCUUUGUUUUUACUCUAUAUACGUUACGUACGAUGAUUUUAAUCUUAUAUUUUAACUCUUUCGCUUGUGUCAAAGGCAAUUGCCAACUCAAGACUUGUAUACUGUAGUCACAAAAUUGUUAGGCCUAAGGUAUUUUAUAGGUAUUCAAUAUUGUCCGGGUUAGUCCAGGUUCAUAUUCCAAUUAUACAGUAUUUACGGUUUUUUUAGCAAACUUCGUCUAACUGUUAAUAUUAAUAACCGACUGAUCUUUCAGGACUGUACUUAAAAUUAUGUUUUAACGCAAAACGGCAAUGCGAUUAUGUAUAUUAAUGAUUUUUAACUAUAAUUGUAUUUUUAUAUCAAUUAAAUGCUAUAAAUUUAA
This is a messenger RNA of Pieris napi, 1470 nucleotides long. RefSeq names its product cell division protein ZipA. The transcript is spliced from 3 exons. NCBI's taxonomy places the organism in Eukaryota, Metazoa, Arthropoda, Insecta, Lepidoptera, Pieridae. The coding region runs from base 246 to 719 and encodes 157 amino acids. The record is from RefSeq and is a predicted model, not a curated record.